This is a messenger RNA of Pseudomassariella vexata, 444 nucleotides long. RefSeq lists its product as uncharacterized. The transcript has a single exon. Lineage: Eukaryota; Fungi; Ascomycota; Sordariomycetes; Amphisphaeriales; Pseudomassariaceae. The record is from RefSeq and is a predicted model, not a curated record. The coding region runs from base 1 to 444 and encodes 147 amino acids.
AUGGACUACCCUGGCGUGAAUUCGCUGGUGGCGAAGCUGCUCUGCCGGAAACGGGAACCACUAUAUGCUCCAGAGGAGGGACAUGCUACAGUGACAUCUCCGUUCCACUGUGCAGCCACCGAGAACGGCGAGGAAUAUGUGGGCUGGAGGCACAUGCCUGUGGACGACUACAUGAACAAACACCAUGUUCUGGGGAAGUGCGAUUGGGCUGAGCAGUACAUGAGACCACCGUAUAUUAAUGGAUCCGAGGACAGUGCACUCAUGCUCCAUUGGAGACGUGGUGCUCUGGACCAAGAGCACGAAUCACGUUUGGCCUGGAUAUGCCUGUUUGUUAUUGUUGAUUCAUUGACUGGGGUGAAGGUGGGCAAGGAUGAGCAAAGGGCGAGCAGGGCAGAAGAUUCGUCUAUCACGGACGGCAUGCGUUUAUGUGGGGGUCCAACAUAG